AUGCCCGCCUACCAUUCAUCCUACAACGAAGACCCAGACCCACGUGUAAUCGGGAAUAUGUCCAUGCUUCCCAUCCGUUCCCGAACGCGUGGACCUGCCCCUCCCCCCAUCGACCCAUCUCGUCCUGACAUUAUCGACGAAUCCAUCGACCUUUUCCGUGCCAACUCUCUCUUUCGUAACUUCGAAAUCAAAGGUCCUGCCGAUCGUCUUCUUAUCUACCUCAUCCUUUUCAUUUCGGAUUGUCUCACCAAAAUCGCAUCGAGCAAAAUCCCUUGGACUACAAACGAGGCGAACAAACAGUUGCAAACCUAUGCAGUGGACGCUUUUGCUCUGCCAGGAGACGCGAAUUUCCCUCUCAACUCCCUUUAUGCCCCGCCUGCGGGUAGGGCCGAGGCGGAUCAGUUGAGAGGUUAUCUCACUCAGCUCAGGCAAGAGACGGCAGCAAGAUUGGUGGAAAAGGUGUUUGCCGAUGGUACGCCGAGUAAAUGGUGGUUGGCUUUUACCAAGAGACGGUUCAUGGGCAAGAGCUUGACCUAA
This is a messenger RNA of Ustilago hordei, 537 nucleotides long. Its product is annotated as putative ARC18 - subunit of the Arp2/3 complex. Gene Ontology annotation, biological process: Arp2/3 complex-mediated actin nucleation; regulation of actin filament polymerization. The coding region runs from base 1 to 537 and encodes 178 amino acids. Gene Ontology annotation, cellular component: Arp2/3 protein complex; cytoskeleton. The transcript has 2 exons. Gene Ontology annotation, molecular function: actin filament binding. NCBI's taxonomy places the organism in Eukaryota, Fungi, Basidiomycota, Ustilaginomycetes, Ustilaginales, Ustilaginaceae. The record is from RefSeq and is a predicted model, not a curated record.